This is a messenger RNA of Penicillium waksmanii, 615 nucleotides long. Its product is annotated as GrpB family protein. Bases 1 to 615 code for a protein of 204 amino acids. The record is from RefSeq and is a predicted model, not a curated record. The transcript has a single exon. Lineage: Eukaryota; Fungi; Ascomycota; Eurotiomycetes; Eurotiales; Aspergillaceae.
AUGCCUCCAACAGUCGCGCAGAUUAUCGCGCCCUAUGAGUACCAACCAGAACAUGUCGAGCGCAUAGCCUUCCGAACGGUACAGCCUCCCAUUACUAUCCUCGAGCCAAACCCAGUAUGGCCGCAACGGUUCGAAGAGGUCAAGGAGCGAAUUCAGAACGCCCUCGGGGAAAUAGUCAUUGAUAUCGCGCAUUCCGGCUCUACAAGCGUUCCGGGCCUACCAGCCAAAGAUAUCAUCGAUAUUGACCUCUCUCUAAAAGAUGCAACGGAUGAAAUAUCAUAUGUGAAGCUGCUCGAGGACGCAGGGUUUCGAUUUAUUCUACGCGAACCCGGAUGGCAUCAACAUCGGUUUUUUGUGGAGAAUUGGCCCGGCGCAUAUCAUGUUAAUCUUCACGUGUGGGGUCCUGACUCGCCGGAAGUUGUCCGACAUCGUAUCUUUCGUGACUGGUUGCUUCGAAAUCCGGAGGAUGUACAGCUGUAUGCGAAAGUGAAACGUGAAGCAGCUGAACAAUCGGCUAUUGCUGGGGAUUCUAUGAUGGAUUAUACCCAGCGGAAAGAUAAAACCAUUCAGGAUAUCUUGGGAAGAGCGUUCCGAGACAUGGGCUACAUUCAGUGA